Molecule: messenger RNA, 2194 nt
Organism: Amphiprion ocellaris (clown anemonefish)
Lineage: Eukaryota; Metazoa; Chordata; Actinopteri; Pomacentridae
Gene: tmpoa
Product: thymopoietin a
Exons: 6
Coding region: 305-1468 (387 amino acids)
Molecular function (GO): DNA binding
Source: RefSeq, a predicted model, not a curated record
AGCCUGGAGCGGUUUCUGACCAAGCAGCCGCACCGUGCGCCGCUUUCAUUUCUCUGUUUUUCUGAGCGGAGGUGGAAAUAAGACCAACGGUAGCAAGUUCUCUCAUUUUUCUUUUUCGCUUCUUGCUUCUCCCCCACUUUGUAGCUCCUAAGCUACCAGUUGUUUUUGCUAUUUAAAUCCAGUAAGAGGCGCUGGUUAGCCGCUCUGCUCAGACUGAACCUUCCCUCGGUUUAUUCCAGAUUCCUCCUCGGUGUUAGCUAGCUAACUUACCACGGUGCUUCUGUCCCUCCAUCUGCCCGCCGACAUGCCAGAGUACCUGGACGACCCGUCUGUGCUCACCAAGGACAAGCUGAAGAGUGAGCUGCUGGCCCACAACGUGGAGUUACCGAGCGGCAACCAUAACAAGGACGUGUAUGUGCAGCUUUAUCUGAAGAACCUGACCGCUCAGAACCAGAAGCAUGUCACGGCCACAACUCUGGACGCCUUCUCCAGCGACGAGGAGCUGCCGCCGCCCGUGGUCUCCAGCAGAAGUCGCUCCUCCGGCAGGAAAGCCACCAGAAAGACAGACAAAGUUCAGCUGGAUGAGCUCGAUGUGACGGUGCUGACUGAUGAGAGCCUGAGGGACGAGCUGAUCAAGCAUGGCAUGGAUGUGGGGCCGGUUGUGGCAUCCACCCGCAAGCUGUAUGAGAAGAAACUGCAGAAGUUGCUGGAUGAUGGUCCUGCGCCACUGCCGCUGCCUCAGCUGGUUCUCACAGACAUACAGGUCAACCACAACGGCAACUCUGAAUCUGACCUCUACAGUGACAAGGAGGAUGAAGUGAUGGAGGCACCAGUACCAGAGCCUGUGGCAGAACCACAACCAGCUCCAGUGGUGGAGAGACCAGUGAGGAGCAGAGGGAAGACCCCGGUCACCACCCGCACCCACAGCAGCCAGCACCAAACAGUGGAGAAAAUUGCAGCCAGUGACCAAACCCCAAGAGUGGAGGAGAAGGAUGUUCUGAAACAGCUCUUCUCCAAUGACAUCAACAGUCCAACAGGAAUCACCGCCACCUGUCGAAGGCCCAUCCGAGGAGCAGCCGGUCGCCCCGUGGUUUCCAGUGACCUGUGGAAUGAUGAAAACAUCAUCCUCUCUCCAAAAACCAAGACUAGCAACUACUCUUACACAGAGACCCACACUGUCAACAGAGUCCCCACCCUGCCCCCCUCUUCCGCCUCCUCCUCUUCUUCUUCUUCCUCCUCCUCUUCCUUCAUUCCCUCUGCCUCCAGCUCUUCUUCCAGGCUCUUGUCUGCAGCUCCCCCUGCAGGUCAGACCAAAGCAGUGCGCCGCAGCGUGUCUCUGUGGAUAAAGCUGUUCCUGCUGGCCAUCGUGGCUGCUUUUCUGUUCUUGGUUUACCAGGCCAUGGAGACUAACUCCAUCAACCCAUUUGCAAGCCCAGGCACAGAAAUGGCUGCUGGCAGCGCAGCGUAGAGAGUACCUGAAGAGGCUGAGGGGGAGAGACAAGCAUGUCUGCUUCUACUUUUUCUUUUUUUGUGUGUGAAUCUACAUUGUAGCCAGUUUAUUCCUUACCUCUGAGGUCAUUGUCUGUUUUGUCCUCAUUUUGUACUUUUUGUGUUUUUCUUCCUGUCUCUUCUGAAUCAGUUUUCAGUGAGCACCUGAAGAGAAGUGACAUAGCCAUUUCAGUGAGACUCAAGGAUCUCCAUGACAUGUUGUUUUGGUCCAUCCUUGACCUUGGACCUCAGGUGAAAACAAAGCCAGCCACUAAACUACUCUAAGAAACACACACAGUAACUUUCAAAGAAAUGUGAGGACUUUGUUUUUAUUGCCAUGUGAUUUUUUUUUUUUUUUUUUAUGUGAUACUUGCAUGGUGCGUUCAUUAGUGUGUUUGUAUUGAAUGUAUGGUUGAGAUUUUUUUUCACACUUUGCCUUAGUGUCUAUCUCUGUUAGUCAUUAACGGUUUUAAAGAUUGAGUCUGAAACUGUCAUUUUGUUUUGUACUUUCGACCAUCUUUGUUAAUGAGACAGAGAGGCUUGCUAUUGUAAUCCAAAAGCUUCUAAAUCUUCUUAAACCUUACACCAAUAUUUUUUAAUGUUCUCUUAUAAUAAAAUCGAAUGUCCUACUGUAUUCUACUUAAUUAUGUAUUCACUGUCUCAAAUAUUAAAUAUCCACUCAAUAAACUAUAAUGUUGUUACUGUA